This is a messenger RNA of Cryphonectria parasitica EP155, 602 nucleotides long. RefSeq names its product ankyrin. The record is from RefSeq and is a predicted model, not a curated record. Bases 13 to 441 code for a protein of 142 amino acids. Lineage: Eukaryota; Fungi; Ascomycota; Sordariomycetes; Diaporthales; Cryphonectriaceae. Gene Ontology annotation, molecular function: protein binding. The transcript has a single exon.
GGCAGUUUGGACAUGGUGCGUGGGUUCCUAGACGCAGGCGUGGAUAUCCAUGGAGGCGACAAGCACAACUGCAACCCUUUGAUUAUUGCCGCUCGGUACUGUCACGAGGUUGUGGUCGACUUCAUCAUGGAACGCGGUGCCGAUCCGAACGACUGUCAAGGGCAGCAGAGAGGCUCGGCGUUGUGCUCGGCUGCCGCUGGUGGAAGUUUGGCCAUCAUGCGCAAGCUCAUUGACCGCGGCGCAAGGCCGACGGGCUGGGCGGGCACUAUGCUCAAACAUGCUGUGCUGUUGGAGCAUGAGGCCAUGUUGCAACUGCUUUGGGAACGGGGCCUUAUCGAGCCGAGUAAUAGGCCGAAUGCUUUGCGCGCCGCAUCAGACGAAGGCUUGGAGUCCAUGGUCAAGCUUCUGCACCAAUGCGGCGUGGGAAAUUCAUCUAAUUGAAAGUGGAUAUCAUGUUCGUUGCUGCAGUAGUAGAUCGUACAAGCAGACAGACUGGUCACGAGUGAUUCAGGCGUUUGAGAACUAGCAAAUAGUUUCUCUCCAAUUCUCUAUAUCCGUAACUACACAGAUGCAGCGUGAAUACCAUUGGGGUUCCAAGGUCG